AUGGCUUUCUCUUCCCAUGAAUUCUUCCCUUCUGGCAGUGCUCAGUUUUCAACGUCACAAUCGCAACCACUUUUACCCGACUUCCAAUGCUUCAUGGACUCAUCAUCGCACGACGCCAAUACUAGCGAUGCGGCAAAUGCUUCGAAUGAUUAUCUUGCGAUUUGGGGUCUUCAUGAUGGCAUGGCGACAGAUGCCUACAAUGGCCCAUCAACAAAUGAAUUUUUGCAAAGCAGCAUAAACCCAGAUGGCGCAUUUCAAGCCCCAGCAAUCACCCAGGAUACUCUGUGGAAUUUCCAGGACAAUCCAUAUCCCAUCCAUACAUUGGAUCCUGCCAUGUCUACAUUCGACGAGCCGUGGAUCAGCCCUUACAUCACCGAUGAGUUCUCAACUCAUCCAGUAGAUAUCAAUCAGACAAGGAAUGAAGAAGCCCUUUCUCAAAACCCCGCAGCACAGGACCACAACAUCCAGCCGAUAUCAGAACUUCUCUAUGACAAUCUCCACGAAAUCCCUGCCCCCCCAGUGACGCGAGAUGUAAAUGAACGGCUUUCCCGACGUAAGCAUAGGAGGGCUACAAAGAUAUCGCACGAUGCUCGAAGAGUCCUAGAAGCGCACUUCGCCCGGAACCAAUAUCCCUCAAAUGAGGACGUAUCUCGACUGAUGCGGUUCACAUCUCUAGCCCCCAAAACAGUUAAGAACUGGUUCAACAAUACCAGAGCGCGCAUCAAUCCGCAACCUGCACCAAUCAAUUCGCAACGUACGGCCUCAUAUCCGAAUCUCAACCAGCAACUAACAUCAGACCGAGGUAUUCCGUCCUCGAUUACAGUUGAACAUGAGGAAAGGAGCAACGAGAUAUGGAAAGGCGACACUGCGCGGUCUGCCAAGACAGAAGCCGACGAUGCCUCCGUUACUUCGGGGUGCUCAAGCUCUUUCUCGCUCGACAGGUAUUUGACAAUGCCUCUUGACGAAGAACCCGCGAGCACUUCUGCGAUCCAAACCGCCAUCGAAACGCAGACUCCCGACAUCGCCCCUGGAUAUUGGGACUUAUCUGGCACCUGGCGCGCCGUUGAACACGUAGUUCCAGUCCCACAGCCCGCGAACGGAGCCAUCCCAAACAACACCAACCCAGAAGACAUCGAUGAGAGCCGCUCCGACUUCGCCAGCUCCGCAGGCUCUGCAAACUCCAACCUCUCCGUCGCUAGUCGCGGCAGCCGGUCUCGUCGUCGAGGCCGAAGACGGUAUCAAAAAGACCCCUACGACGCAACGAAAUCCGACAGCAAACGUCCCCAAACCAACAAAGACCCCGCGCAGAAUCUAACGAAGUACUGCUGCACAUUCUGCGGCAACAAGUACAGGACUCUCUACGACUGGAAGCGCCACGAGGAAUCCGUGCACACGUCUCCUGUAACUUGGGUUUGCCUGGGCGACUACCAACCCGGCGACUAUGAGCCUCACCCGAACCAGCCGUACAAAGAAUGUCCAUUCUGUCCGGAAACCCGCGCAGAUGCGGAGCACAUGGCUACACACAACUGGACCGAGUGUCUCGAGAAAGCAGAAGAAGACCGCACCUUCACGCGCAAAGAUCACCUGAAACUCCACAUCAACAAGAAACACCUGAAACGCGGUGAAGGGACGCGGAGCGACAUCCAAGACGUACUAAAUAGAUGGGCGCGGCAAGCGACCCCGUAUAAACGCGAGGAUCCGGAGAUGCAUUGCGGGUUCUGCGGAUGCCGGUUCGACGAGUGGGCGAAGCGGGUUGAACAUGUUGCGGAGCACUUCAAGGGGGGUGCAGGGCUGGAGUGCUGGUGGCCUGGAAGGAGGGAAAUUUUGAAGACUUACUUGCCGUAG
Molecule: messenger RNA, 1845 nt
Organism: Mytilinidion resinicola
Lineage: Eukaryota; Fungi; Ascomycota; Dothideomycetes; Mytilinidiales; Mytilinidiaceae
Exons: 2
Coding region: 1-1845 (614 amino acids)
Molecular function (GO): DNA binding
Source: RefSeq, a predicted model, not a curated record